Messenger RNA from Serinus canaria (Common canary), 2599 nucleotides. RefSeq names its product zona pellucida glycoprotein 1 (gene ZP1). Gene Ontology annotation, cellular component: egg coat. Gene Ontology annotation, biological process: prevention of polyspermy; binding of sperm to zona pellucida. The coding region runs from base 1 to 2457 and encodes 818 amino acids. Gene Ontology annotation, molecular function: acrosin binding; structural constituent of egg coat. Lineage: Eukaryota; Metazoa; Chordata; Aves; Passeriformes; Fringillidae. The transcript is spliced from 10 exons. The record is from RefSeq and is a predicted model, not a curated record.
AUGGGACGGAGCUGCUCCUUCCUCCUGCUCCUCUUCCUCCUGAACCCGGGGCCCAGAGCCACUGUGGCACUCCUGCAGUACCGCCAUGACUGCGGAAAGUUGGGAAUGCAGCUCCUGGUCUUCCCGCCCCAUGGCCACACCGUCCGCUUCAAGGUUCUGGAUGAGUUUGGCUCCCGCUUUGACGUGGCCAACUGCUCCAUCUGCCUCCACUGGCUGAAUUCCAGGGAGGACGGCUCUGUCAUCUUCUCCUCUGGCUACAAGGGCUGCCAUGUCCUGUUCAAGGAGAACCACUACGUCCUGCGGGUGCAGCUGGAGGAGCUGCUGUCCAGCGGGAUCCCCAUCACCUCCUACGAGGUCAACAUGACCUGCCCCAAGCCGGGUGGCUCUGAGAUGCUCCCAGAUGGAACCUGGGAGAAGACCCGGGACAGCGGAGUGCUGUUCUCCCACACUGGCCUGCACCAGGUCUCGGAGUCCUCCCUCACCCUCACGGGAUCCCACUUCACAUCCCAAGACCACGUAGAGCAGGUUCAUACCGUGGGACAGUACCAGCCCAGCUCAGUGCUUCCCGGGAUCCAGCACCAUUCCAGUCCAGCCCACUCGGGGCUUCUGUCCCAGCCUGGUGGGGUUCAUCCUGUCAACCAAAUCCAGGGAAGCUUCUUCCAACCAGCAGUGCAACCCCCCCAGUCUGGGGGCCAGAGCCAGCCAGGGAUCCUUCGCCCAGUGCUCGUAUCCCAAAACCAUCCCAGUUUGGGGCAUCAGGGGGGUCAGUCCCAGCCGGGGCACCUGCGUCCAGGGUCUGUAUCCCAUAAUCAGCCUGGGAUGAUGCAUCUCGGGGGUCAAAACCAACCUGGGAAUCGCCCAGGGUCUGUAUCCCAUAAUCAGCCUGGGAUGAUGCAUCCCGGGGGUCAAAACCAACCUGGGAUUCGCCCAGGGUUUGUAUCCCACAACCAGCCUGGCUUGACCUCCACUGGUGCCCAGACUCCAGCAGGAUUCCUGCAGCCGGGAGCUCAGCCCCUAAACCAGCCAGGAAUAUCUCGUCCCAGUCAUCACUCCAACUCCCCAACCAGGCUCCCAGGCCACACUGGGCUGCUCCAUCCCAGCCCAGCUUUGGUGCACCCAGGACUCUCAUCCUGGCCAGGUUUCAUCAGCCCUGGACUCCAGGCUGAGCCCCAGCCAGGUCUGGGACGCCCUGGGCUGCAGGCCCAGCCUGGAUUGCUGCAUCCUGGGAUUCACACCCAGCCCAGCCUGCUGCAGCCCACAGCGCUCUUCUACCCCUCACCAGGGGCAGGAAUGCAGCUGACACGGGAGCAGUGCCAGGUGCCAGUGGGCCGGAUGCCUUGCGUGGCUCCACAGGGACGGGAUGCAUGCCUGCAGGCGGGAUGCUGCUACGAUGACAUGGACCGUACCACACCCUGCUACUACGGGAAUAUCGCCACCGUGCAGUGCCUGCUGGAGGGACACUUUGUCCUGGUGGUCCCACGGGGAAUGGUGGCCCUGCCGUACAACCUGGACAGCGUGCGGCUGGCCAGCAGCCAGGCAGGAUGCGAGCCCCGCCACGUGUCCGAGGCCUUCGUCAUGUUCCGCUUCCCGGUCACCCACUGCGGCACCACCGUCCAGGCGAUCGAGGACAUGCUCAUCUAUGAGAACCAGCUGAUCUCCACCAUCGAUGUCCAGGGAUCCCCCCGUGGAUCCGUCACUAGGGACAGUGUCUACAUUCUCCGAGCUCGGUGCAUCUACAAUGCCAGCGACCUCCUUCCCUUGGGAGUGGAGGUGGCCGUGCCCCCCACAGCCGCCCCCCUGGCCAUGCUGGGCCCGCUGGGGCUCCAGCUGCGGAUUGCCACCGGUGAGUGCCCCCUAUCCCGCUCCCUCUCCUGCUCCCCAUCCCACUCAACCCCUCACAACAUUCCCACAGAUGAAUCCUACAGCUCCUACCACGCUGCGGGUGACUUCCCCCUGGUGAGGGUGCUCCGGGACCCCAUUUACGUGGAAGUCCGGCUGCUGCAGAAGACAGAUCCCAAUUUGGUGCUGGUGCUGCACCACUGCUGGGCCUCCCCUGGCUCCCACGCCACAUCCCAGCCCCAGUGGCCCAUCCUGGUGGAGGGGUGUCCCUACCAAGGGGACAACUACAGGACACGGCUGAUUCCAAUGGGUCCGGCCUCUCCGGAGCUGCCCUUCCCAAGCCACUACCAGCGCUUUGUCAUCUCCACUUUUGCCUUCGUGGAGCCCCCCGGAAUGGCUGUGCUUGAGGGGGAGGUGUACAUCUCCUGCAGUGCUUCCGUGUGCCACCUGAGCCAGCCAGAGCCCUGCCGGCCCUCCUGCCAGCUGGGAGUGCCCUCACGAGUGCGGAGGUCUCCGGGGGACAGGAGGACAGGUGACAGCAUGGGGACAGUCACAUCCCAGGGAUGCCUUGUCUUUCCUGAGGCUCCCAAGAGAGGGGGAACUCAGCAGAGAGGCUGAGGGAGGAGUGCCUUCUGCUCCCUAAAAACCCCUCCCUCUAAAUUAUCUCCUCCCCCUCUUCCUCCUCCCAGCUCCAGCCUCUACCUGGAUGCUGUUGGAUGUCUCUGGGAAAGCUGGAAAAAUAAAACUAGUGCAAAGCAUG